AUGAACACAAAGUUUCACAAAUAUCACGGGUCUAAUAUUAUUUUAUAUGAUAAUAAUACAGUUGCUCAUCGUAAAACAAGUUAUGCUAACGCAUUGACAUUCAGUGAAAGACCUUUAAAACCUGGUGAAAUAUUUUUGUUAGAAAUAGAAAGAACUGAAAGGGGAUGGACUGGAGAUAUAAGACUUGGUUUAACUCAAUUAAAUCCGUAUGAAGCACAAUCGGCGGGUUUACGUCUUCCACAGUAUGCUUUGCCAGAUUUAAUCACAAUGAAAUCCUCAUGGAUAUAUGCUAUCUCCAAAUCUUGUCAAAUAAUAAAUAAAUGUAAUGGAUCAUCUAGAGGAAGCAGAACGAUGCAAACCUCUCAUGGAUCUGUUUCAUUUAGUUCUUUGCAACCCUGUAAAUCAGAUUUAAAUGUUAAAAUCCUUCCCACUGAUGUUGGAAGCAGAAUAGGGAUUGUUUACAUUCCAAUGCCGAAAGUUGGUUUGCGUGAAACUGCUGAAUUACAUUUUAUUGUUAAUGGUGAGGAUCAAGGGGCUUUUGCCAAAGAUAUUCCUUUUACAGAAGGUCCACUUUAUGCUGUUAUCGAUGUUUACGGAUGCACAAAACAAGUUAGAAUAGUACAAGUUGAAUAUCAAGGUAAAAAAUAA
Pediculus humanus corporis (human body louse) is the source of this 648-nucleotide messenger RNA. RefSeq names its product neuralized, putative. Bases 1 to 648 code for a protein of 215 amino acids. NCBI's taxonomy places the organism in Eukaryota, Metazoa, Arthropoda, Insecta, Psocodea, Pediculidae. The record is from RefSeq and is a predicted model, not a curated record. The transcript is spliced from 2 exons. Gene Ontology annotation, molecular function: ubiquitin protein ligase activity.